AAAUGUUUCUUGCAAGAAAAUUAAACUUUCUAUGUGCUCUGAUAGAUUUCAUAUGGAUAGUUCUAAAAAUACACACAGGAAAGUGAAACCUUGUUCUAUUUUUACUAAAGAUAUUGGUGCAUCAUUUAAAGUUAAACAUGUUCCUGCUCAAUCAUCAUACUCCUUUACUGAUUUGCAUGACAUUAUUCUUAAAAAGGAUACCUCCACCGUACCUCAAAAACUUAAUGUGGAAUGUUCUGUUCCAUUUUUGCAAUCUGGUUAUUUUAAAAGAUAUGAAAAGAAGGCUAAACGUCAUAAAAUAGACUCUAGUUUUAAUGUUUCAGAUCUAUCUUCUAAUUUUUCAUGUUUAAAGGAAGAUGUAAAUGUUCAAUCAAAGUCAAAUCUACUUUCUGUUGCUCUUGACAGAGUAAAAAUUAGUGAUACUUCUAAAACUGAAUCUGAUUGGUUGCGACUAUUUCCUGAUAAGGAUUCAAACAGAGAAACAAAACAAUUCACUUCAAAUUCCUUCAAACACACUUCAAGAAAUUUACCUAUUUGCCUUGAAAAUAAGGAUGAUAGGAAACAAACAGAGAUAGCAAAAUGUCCAUGGGAAACUGUUCAAAAUCGCAUUGAAAAUACUGUCAAAUCUAAUUUGGCCAGCAUAUCUACAGAAAGUUUUUUAAAUUCUGACAAUUUUCCAGAAAAUAUAGAUAUUCAAUAUCCAAGCUCACAAUCACAGUCUGAUUGCAUCAAUGACAGUGAACCUGAUGAAGUUCAAAGUCUUGGAAAGACACUUAGUGUAACUAAUGAUGAUGAUGAUUAUGUCAAUAGUGGUGUGGUUCGUUCGGUAGCAUCUGUUAAUUACUCAUCGACACUAAAUGAAAUGAAAAUUGAAUCAGAAGGUAAAGGCAGCAGUUGGAUUCAUUCUCUGAAAUGGAAUGAAGAUACUUGUGUGAAAGAUUCUGUAAGCAAGGAAGAAUACAAUGAAAAGCUGAAAAUAAAAGGCUUUUUAUCCGGUGGAUUAGCAGAAAAGGCGGUAAAACUUCAAAGAAGAAUUCGCUCUGAUAAAGUUAUAUGGGAUCACAAAAUUCAUGAUGUUAGAAAUAAAGCUUGCAACAAGUUUUUAACUUUGUUAAUUCUCACUGUCUUGCACUGUGGUGAAAUUAUUGUUACUAAGUGUUCGAAGUACUCUAAUGAAGAAAAUCAUGAGCUUAAUGUUUCAUCUGAAAGAAGUUUUCAGGAAAAUGAAUUGGUUGAGAAUGAUGACAAAUUGCUACAUUCAAAUAGUUUUAUUAUUCUUUUCAAGAAAAAUGACUUUUACAAAUUCAAGCUCAAAGCAAAACAAAUUUUCAGACUAUUUUAUCCGUGGGAAAUUAUGAGUGUGCCAUCAAUUCAAUAUCCUAUCAUUCUUCGCACUGAUUAUCUGGAAGCAAUGUCACCAAGAAAUGAUGACCUUUCUUCAGCAUUGUGUUUGCAAAGCAGCAAAAUUGAGAAUGAGAAUUUGCAUGAAGUCAUGGAAUAUGUUCUUCCUGAAAUUUCUAGAAAUGUUGAAUUUCUGGACAAAUUGAAUCAUUUUGGCUUGGGGGACACUAUAACUUCUGUAUCAGGGAGAAUUCAAAGAAUUUGGCAGCAUCAGACUUCACCAAAACUUCAAGCACUUACCAGUAAUGAUUAUCAUACCAGAUUUUCUGUUUUGCUGCAGACUGAAAGGAACAACUUUAUUAUUUUCAAACUGAUGUCUAGUUUUGAGAAUCUGCAAAAAACUGUCACAGACUUUAUUUCCUAUAGUGAAGGAAAUUGUUAUAGGUUUCAUGAUUGCCAAGUUACUUACAAAUAUUCCAAACAUGAGUAUUCAUCUUUGUUUCAAAUAUUGGAAUAUUUACUGUACACAAAAAGUAAUACACUUGAAGAUGCACUUUCACUACCAGAUUUUUGCUAUGAACUAUUUUCUAACAGUAGUUUUCAAGAACCAGAUGUUGUCUCAGCGGAACAUUUCCCACCAUAUUUUGACUUUGAAAUCAGUCCACUUGCCUUGCUACUACAGUCAGCCUCAUCUCACCUUCGCUUCAGUUGUAUUGCCAAGGUACUUUGCCACAUUAAUGGCAUUUUUUAUGUAACUGACGAAACAUUACUGGAAUCGAAGCAUGUGAAGUAUAUGAGACUUCAAGGUUGUUUUAAUUGCAGACCAAGUGAUUCUAUUGUGGGUAGUGAAGUUUUAAUAAAAGAAGCAUGUUUUUUUGAAAAUAUUCUAUUACUGGAUGAAUUUAGUCGAGUCAUACCUCUUCAUGAUGAAUCAAAAUUAUUAUCAGAUUUUUUAUCAAGAUUAAAUUUCAUCUCCUCAAUUAGUUUAUCCAAUUUAUUAUCUCCGUUGCAUGAAGAAUCAAAAGUUGAAGAUUUGGUGACUGCAGAAGGUGUUAUCGUUGAAGUCAAUGAAAAUUCAGCAUUGUCAUGGUUAGAAUGUUGUUAUUGUCACAAGGAAAACCUAUUACAAGAUAACAAUUCAGUUAUUUAUUGUGAGGAUUGUGAAUGUGUUGUUUCAAAGCCAAUUCUAAAUGUAAAAUUGGAAGUUAUCAUCAAUUGCAAAGCUUUACCUGAUGCAGUUUUAGUAUUUGUUCAGCUUUUGCCUUCAACAAUAAAAAGAAUGUUAAACAUCAGUGAGGAUACCCAUCAACCUCAGUGUAGAAUUGGUGAUGUUAUGCAUAAAGGAGUUAACUCUUUGUUUUGCCAUGUUAGACACUGUGAAGUAAAAGGAAAGCAGAAACUGUUUUACCUGACAGAAAUAUCUUAGCAUCAAUUAUGCUAUUUUAAAUUCAUUGUAUAUUUAUCAUUAAUAACCUCACCUGUGAUAACACUUGUAAUAAAAUUCCCAUUUUUU
Molecule: messenger RNA, 2854 nt
Organism: Uloborus diversus
Lineage: Eukaryota; Metazoa; Arthropoda; Arachnida; Araneae; Uloboridae
Exons: 15
Coding region: 32-2767 (911 amino acids)
Biological process (GO): double-strand break repair via homologous recombination; regulation of establishment of protein localization to chromosome
Cellular component (GO): nucleoplasm; nuclear chromosome
Source: RefSeq, a predicted model, not a curated record